Messenger RNA from Naegleria gruberi, 768 nucleotides. RefSeq lists its product as uncharacterized. The transcript has a single exon. The coding region runs from base 1 to 768 and encodes 255 amino acids. The record is from RefSeq and is a predicted model, not a curated record. Lineage: Eukaryota; Heterolobosea; Eutetramitea; Acrasida; Naegleriidae.
AUGGUCAAUAACAAGAAGAAUAACAAGAAAACAUCAGCCAUUGCUUCCGAAGUUGCUGGAUCAUCAUCAAAACCAUCAUCAAAGAAGACCACCACAACAGCUCCUCCAGCAGCUCCUGUUGCUACAGAAGUAGUAGUUGAAAAAGUAGAAAAAGCCACACCAACAACAACAACAAUAGAAAAGAAGCAAACAAAGAAGGCAACAACAACUAAAACAACACAAGAAAAGAAGAAUCCUGAUGUUGCUGCUGAUAAGAAGAGAAAAUUGGAUCAAGUUGUUGAAGAACCAGCUAAAAAGAAGGAAGAAACAAAGUCUUCUGCAGUAGUUGUUGAAAAAUCAUCAAAGAAACAAAAGAAAGAAACAAAGCCAGCAGUUGUUGUUGAAGAACCAAAGGAAGAAGAAGAAACUGAAGUUGUUGUUGAAGAUGAAAAGGAAGAAAAGAAAAAGAACAAACGUAAGGAAGCCAAAACUGAUAUUGAAGUCACACUGAGAAAGGAAGAUAUUACAAUGAGUGAAGAGGAAUUUAAAAAGUGUUUCCAUGAUGCUGUGAAAAUAUAUAGAGGAUCCAAACGAUGUGUUAUUGUGCAUUUGAGAGAUUCCGCUCAAUUGGAAAAGUAUUUGAGCAAGGAAGGUGAGGAUGGUUCAUUAAUUCCAUUGAAUAAGAAUUUUGUUGAAGUUGGAGGAAAGAUUUUUGAAGUUAAGAGAGCUAAGGUGAAGGAUGUUAAGAGAAUUGCUAAAAAGAAGGCUGCUUGGGAUAGUUUUAAAUAA